Messenger RNA from Paramecium pentaurelia, 869 nucleotides. NCBI's taxonomy places the organism in Eukaryota, Ciliophora, Oligohymenophorea, Peniculida, Parameciidae. The record is from the annotation of a GenBank genome assembly.
AUGAGAAAUAAUCAUAUUACAGAUAAUAAUUAGAGUGUAUAACAUUUAAUCAAUGAUCCUAAUUGUACUUUGAGAUUUAUAUUAAAAUAAUCCAUAGUAAAUACAUUAGGAUCUUCCAUAAUAAAUAUAAAAUUAAGAUCAACAUCCAACUAGAUUUAAAUAUAAUGUCAAAGUCAAAAAAGUUAUACCUAAACUAAAUAAUACCUAUAUUAAAGUGGAUUCCAUAAAAAUGGUAUAUAUAGAAUAUAAGAUUUCAGAUAUAAAAUUGAUGUUAGAAAUUAUUAAAUAGAAUUUGUUUUCGAAUGUUUAGAACCAAUGAUACUAAAAAUAUAUUUAUUAGCUGUUGAAAUAAUUAAUAAUGAAUUUAUAAUUUAAAAUGUAAAUGCCUUUUUAAUAAGAAACAUACCAUUUUAAACCUGCUACAGUAUAUAAAUUUGAUAAUUUUCAAAUUUGAUAUAUAAUCAAUCAAACUAUAAGAUUUAGAAUACAAAAAUUAAGAAAAAAGAUAAUAUCCUUUAAUAAUAGAAAUUUUAUUGAUCUAUAUUAAAAAUAUAGGAAAAAUUGGAAAAAUCAUUAUUUUAAUACUGUUUUUCAAAUUGAAUUAAAAUGAUAUAUAAUUAGAAACAUUAGAAAUUAAAAUAUAAAAGAAUGAUAAAGCAUAUACUGUUAGAGAUAUUUAUGGUGGAUAAAAAGAUUACAAUAAAAAUUAUGUUAUUUGUUUAAUUAAUAAAGUAAAUAAAUUAAUAUUACCAUGCAAACAUAUGAGUUUAUGUUAAACUUGUUGUUAAGGAUUGAAAGAGAGAAGUUAAAAAUGUUCAAUUUUUAGAACUAGAAUUACUAGUUUUAGAAUAAUAAUGAGAGGACAAUGA